GGAGGACUCGUUAACUCUCGUCACACCUUUCAAGGCAAAUAUUUUUAUUCCAAAAGAGAAGUUUUGACAUCCAACAGCAAGUUCCUUGUUUCCCAAUCAUAGUGGAUACUUGUUGUCCGAGUAUGAUACGGUUGGUGCGCUCUAGGGCAACUUGUGACGUUGCUCGUUCUGUGGACUGUACCUUUCCCCUUUCUUGGUCAUUGGUUGGUGACCUUUGUUUAUUUGCUUUUAAGUGCACUGCAGAGAGGCUGUUGCAACGAAAGAAAACGUCUUCAUGUUGGUUAGCACCAGUCGCUCGAGAAGUUGGAGUUUGUUUCAAGUAUCGGUCAUUUUCCGCUCAAACACAGUUGCAACAGUAUCUUGUUCAACACUCUCUUACUUUGUGGAAACUUGUCAAUAAAUUAUGACCCCACAUUUAUAUAGAAAUGCAA
Messenger RNA from Galdieria sulphuraria, 431 nucleotides. RefSeq lists its product as uncharacterized. Bases 123 to 407 code for a protein of 94 amino acids. NCBI's taxonomy places the organism in Eukaryota, Rhodophyta, Bangiophyceae, Galdieriales, Galdieriaceae. The record is from RefSeq and is a predicted model, not a curated record. The transcript has 2 exons.